UGUUGGAAUUUUAAAUGACCUUUUUUAUAUUGAUUUAUCAAAGUCAUUUAAUGUGCGUGCACCACCAGUAAAAGAAUUGCCUUCUAUGCCUAUAUAUCAUGCUGAUUCUGCCGCAUCAUUCGGUGGAAUGGAUAAAUCUUUGAUCUGCAUAAUUGGUGGUUACUUCGUUUAUGAAAAUGGAACACCUUUUGUUGAUGAUAAUAGCGCAUUUUGGACUUUCAAUACAAGACAAGAAAUAUGGACGAACCAAACCAUCUGGGGAUCAAAAAAUAUUAGUCUUGAUAUUUGGGCCGACAGCGCUGUCACAGAUUUUAAGAAUCGUAUAAUAAUGGAAGGUUACACUGAAUUGCUUAUGUUUGACACUAUUAAAUUUACAUUGUCAUACCUCCGGUCAUUUGAUCAGCCACCACUAGAUAUUUUUUUUACAUCUACAAUUUUGGAUAACGGAAUAAUAGUCUAUAUUGGCGGAAUGGAUGCUGACCCUGAUUCUAUGUAUUCGAAUGUAACAGGUCCACCAGGGAUUCAGGCGCGCUUCGGACACUCUGCUGCACUUGGACUUAUUUACAUAUUUGGCGGACAAACAUUCCCUAUCACUAAUGCAACAAGUGAAUUAAGUGUCGAACCAUCCCCAAACUUAAUUAUUCUGGAUAUUAAUAAAUUUUCCUGGAUUGUUCCAUCACAACAUCUUUCUCCUGGUGAUCUAAUACCACCACAUUCUCUUAGUUAUCAUGGAGCCGCCAUAGUUAACGGAUAUAUGAUAAUUACUUAUGGUGCAAUGGCCCAUCUAAUAAAAUAUAUCUUUUUGAUAUUAUUGAGCGCGAGUGGGUUGGCAAUUAUUUCCCUAGAUGAUUCGGUUUCAGUAGAAGCCAAAGAAAAAAAAUCUGUGCUUAAAUUUAGCAUAUGA
This is a messenger RNA of Dentiscutata erythropus, 904 nucleotides long. The record is from the annotation of a GenBank genome assembly. NCBI's taxonomy places the organism in Eukaryota, Fungi, Glomeromycota, Glomeromycetes, Diversisporales, Gigasporaceae.